Molecule: messenger RNA, 792 nt
Organism: Aureococcus anophagefferens
Lineage: Eukaryota; Pelagophyceae; Pelagomonadales; Pelagomonadaceae
Exons: 1
Coding region: 1-792 (263 amino acids)
Molecular function (GO): oxidoreductase activity
Source: RefSeq, a predicted model, not a curated record
AUGGCUCUCGCUGGCAAGCUUGCUCUCGUGACCGGUGCGAGCUCGGGCAUCGGCCAGGCCAUCGCGCGGCGCUUCGCAAAAGAAGGCGCCUCCGUGCUUGCCACGGGCCGCAACGCGGUGGCACUAAAAGAACUCGCCGCCGAGAUCGGUUGUUCAUAUGAAGCAGCAGACCUGACGGAGCCCGGCGCCUGCGCGCACGUCGUCGCCGCGGCCGAAAAAGAGCUCGGCGGCAUCACGACGCUCGUGAAUAGCGCGGGCGUAUUGCACGCGGGCGCGUUCGCCGCGCCGGACGGCGCGCCGGCCGCCUCCCUCGAGAACUUCGACGUCAACUUCGCCGCGAACGCGCGCGCGCCCUACGAGAUUCUCGUCGAGGCGACGCCGCACCUCGUGGCCGCAGGCGUCGGCGCGGCCGUCGUCAACAUCAGCUCGGUCAACGGCAAGCAGUCCUUCGCGACGCUCGGCGCCUACUGCGGCUCCAAAGCCGCCAUCGACCACAUCGCGCGCUGCGCCGCCGUGGACCUCGCGCCCCACGGCGUCCGCGUCAACAACAUCAACCCGGGCGUCACCGUCACGCCGCUGCAGCAAAGGGGCGGCAUGUCGGACGAGGCCUACGCGGCGUUCCUCGAGCGCUCGGCGAACGUGACGCACCCGCUCGGCGCCGCGACGGGCGACCUGUCGACGCCCGGUGAUAUCGCUGACCUCGCGCUGUUCCUCGCGUCCAACCAGUCGCGCUUCAUCACUGGCGAGGUCAUCUGCGUCGACGGCGGUCGCCAGUGCCUCGGGGCGCGCUAG